This is a messenger RNA of Aedes albopictus (Asian tiger mosquito), 689 nucleotides long. RefSeq names its product dolichyl-diphosphooligosaccharide--protein glycosyltransferase subunit DAD1 (gene Dad1). Gene Ontology annotation, biological process: protein N-linked glycosylation. Bases 130 to 468 code for a protein of 112 amino acids. The transcript is spliced from 2 exons. Lineage: Eukaryota; Metazoa; Arthropoda; Insecta; Diptera; Culicidae. The record is from RefSeq and is a predicted model, not a curated record. Gene Ontology annotation, cellular component: membrane; oligosaccharyltransferase complex.
GUCACAACAGCGCUACGUGUCUGUCUCGCACAUUCGUUUCUACUUUGAUCAGUUCAGGGCGGAGAAAAGUUCUUAAUUUUCCGGCAUUUUUCGCGAAAAUAUCAGUGAAAACCCAUCAAAUCGGACACAAUGACGAACAUCAAAACUGUACUGGUCAAGUUCUACGACGACUACGCCGUAAACACACCGAAAAAGCUGAAAAUCGUAGACGCCUAUCUGCUGUACAUUCUGCUGACCGGCAUCACCCAGUUUGUUUACUGUUGUCUGGUAGGAACGUUUCCGUUCAAUUCGUUCCUGGCCGGAUUCAUCAGCACCGUGAGCUGCUUCGUGCUGGGAGUUUGCCUCCGACUGCAGUCGAAUCCUCAAAACAAGUCUCAAUUCCUGGGAAUCUCGCCGGAACGGGGCUUUGCCGAUUUUGUGUUCGCCCACAUUAUCCUGCACCUGGUAGUGGUCAACUUCGUCGGUUGAGCACUUUUGCCUUUCUAUUGGCUUCAAACGCGUAAGUCGGAAUGCACUUUUCCCAUUCAACUAUUUGUGUAAUCUUCAACUACAUUACCUAUCCAAAAUUAGUUUUAAAGCAAAAACCGCAGUAAGUUCUGUGAGUCACUGAAUAUGAUUGUACGAGAGUCCAAAAAAUAAAACUUCAAAAGCGAUAGCGGAAUGGAAGAUGCGAAUCUUCUAAAAAAAUA